CCCGCUCGGCCUGGGCUCGGACCGAGCUCGGACGCCGGGCUGCGGGCUCCGGUCCCCGGUCCCCGGUCCCGCACACGGCCGCGCCCGCCCAGCUGACACGCUCCCCGCUCCAGCUGCUUCUGUCCGCCGCCCGGACCGGCCAAGCUGAUCGACUCCCCCCAGCCGCCCCCCAGGGCCCUCCGCCUCCCUCUGCCUCGCCCGGGAGGGGCCCUCGGUCCCAGACCCCAACCCCCGGGCCGGCCUGACCCCGGGGCUGCCCGCGAUGCCGUUUGGCUGCCUGGGCCUCCGACACGAGAAGAACUACAACAGCGAGAGUGACAUCGCCGACAAGUAUGAGAUCGGGGCGCUGCUGCGGGCGAAGGAGUUCUGCGAAUUGUGCGUGGCCCGGGAGCGCCGGACGGAGCGCCUCUUUGUCUGUAAGAAAUUUUUGAAGAAAGAUGGGCGGCAGGUGCGCCGGGCAGCCCGCAACGAGAUCCUCAUCCUCAAGAUGGUGAAUCACCCCAACAUCUUGCAACUCAUCGACACCUUUGAGACACGCAAGGAGUUUUACAUCAUCCAGGAACUGGCUACCGGGGGAGACGUGUUUGACUGGAUCCUGGAGCAGGGCUCCUACACGGAGCGAGACGCAUCCGGCGUGGUGCGGCAGGUGCUGGAAGCCCUCGCCUACCUGCACGGUCUGCGUAUCGUGCACCGCAACAUCAAGCUAGAGAACUUGAUGUAUUACACCCAGAACAGCCACUCCAAGGUGAUGCUCAGAGACUUCUACCUGUCCCGCUUCGAAAGCGGAGCCCUUACCGAGCCCUGUGGCACCCCUGAGUACCUGGCCCCGGAAGUUGUCGCGCGGCAAAGAUACGGCCGCCCCAUCGACUGCUGGGCCGUCGGGGUCAUCAUGUUCAUCCUGCUGUCUGGGAAUCCUCCUUUCUACGACGAGCAGGAGGAGGAGGGCGGCGACGACGGCAACAGCAACCGCACCAUCUUCCGCAAGAUCCUGGCGGGAGACUACAGCUUUGACCCCCUGUACUGGGGAGACAUCUCCCCUGCAGCUAAGAAGCUGGUGAUGAGGCUCAUGGAGAUCGAUCAGGACCAACGCAUCACGGCCCAGGAAGCGCUCGGCCAUGUCUGGAUCUCGGGGAACAUGGCGGCCGAGAAGAACCUGCGGGAGGGUGUGUGCGCCCAGAUCCAGAAGAAUUUUGCCAAAGCCAAAUGGCAGAAAGCGAUCCGUGUGACAACCUUCAUGCAGCGUCUCCGUGUCCCUGAGCCAGGGAGCCGGCUUCCUGUGACCCCUCGCAGCGCCAUGAGUGUCACCCACCAGGUCACAGUGGAGGCUGAGGGGGGGGAUCGGGUUGAGAUGGGGGACCAGGUUGGGGUGGACAGUCAGCAGGAGGCCUCCAAGGACUGAUGCUGUUUGCUGCCUUUCUCCCGAUUCCCCUUCUCGAGGGCCCAACCCCUUUCCCUGCCAUGGUUUCCCGGGGGGACUGGAACCCCUGAGCCAAGAUGAAGGACAAACAGGUAUCCACCCCGGCUAAAAAAACCCGAAAAAACAAAUCCAAAAAACCAGGGCGGUUCUCUCCUCACCCUCGGAUUUCCCUGGUUGAGAAUCGACAAUUUGUCACCCUCCAGGCCUCAGCCCCUGGUAACUCUAGGGGAAAGAGAGGCCCUCCCUGGGGUUAGUUCUUUUACAUGCCCCCCUUCCCUCCCCAAAUCCCCACGCUUUACUCCCCUGGGACUCCCGGCGGCUCUGGGAGGUGAAGGAUCACGGUUCGGUUCGGUGGACUGAGCGGAGAAGCUUCUUUCCUCCUUCCCUCCCCCCGCUGCACCCCAGGCCAGGAAGAGGGAGGGGAAGGUGGCUGAGGAAGAGGAAAGGAAGGCUGCAUGGAAAGAAGAGGAGGAGGAGGUUCUGGUUGUUUGUUGAGUGGUUCACAUCCCUCCCUUUCAGUUUCCUUAGAAGCCACCCAAAAGGCCUCAGAGGAGUGGAGCCAGUUUGCCCCCCAUCCCCACCCCCGCCGGGCCUACCUUCGGAUGCGGGGUGGCGUGGGGCCGCUCCACGGUCCCCAGCUCCCCUGACCCUGUGCCCACCCCACCGGGCUAUGCAUGCUAACACCUGCUGCAUGCCUUUCCCAGCCUUGCACCUGUUUUCUGACCAGUGCGUGUCCCAGCUCCUCCCUCUUGCCCCCCCCCCC
This is a messenger RNA of Ornithorhynchus anatinus (platypus), 2180 nucleotides long. Its product is annotated as caM kinase-like vesicle-associated protein. NCBI's taxonomy places the organism in Eukaryota, Metazoa, Chordata, Mammalia, Monotremata, Ornithorhynchidae. The coding region runs from base 263 to 1399 and encodes 378 amino acids. The record is from RefSeq and is a predicted model, not a curated record. Gene Ontology annotation, cellular component: intracellular anatomical structure. The transcript has 11 exons. Gene Ontology annotation, molecular function: calmodulin binding; calcium/calmodulin-dependent protein kinase activity; ATP binding. Gene Ontology annotation, biological process: peptidyl-serine phosphorylation.